AUGAUUAAUGUACUAUUGUAUCUUUUGACAAAUUAUGCUGCCUAUCAAGACAUAAUGGCCCCAGAUAUUCCCUGUACCAGCGAUAAUAAAACUUACAGCAUAGAUUUGAAGAUACAUGCAGAGGAAAGUGUAAUACGGGCAAUACAUUCCGUGGCACUGUCCAAUAUAGUAGCACAUGAGACUGAAAGGGAGGCAGUUUCUGGUUAUUUUGGAACAAUUAUCGAUGAAAUGAACGACCAUUUGAUGCAGUACAAGGUGCAAUUGCAUUUAAAACUAGAUGCUUAUAAUACAGAUGAAUUCAUGGCAACUAUCAGUGUAGAUCCUUCGUGCGAAAAAACCAGCCCGGUAAUUGAAAGAACUUCGGCUGCAUUUGAUUUCCUCAAUGAAUCAUUUGCUGGUAAUAUAGGAUGUCAUCUUUUUAUAUGGGGAUGCAAUUACAUUCCUCCUCGAGCUGAGCUGAAAACAAUUUUCAACAGCUUGAGAUGUGGUCGAGUGGCUGGUUUACUGUGGCGUGGAAUGGACGAAACACGCGAAUUAAUUAAAAAUACGAUACUUGACUCGUUGGUUGGGCUCGAACAUUUGUACGCGCCCAGUCCAUCAGAGGAAGUAAACCUGGCGGGUAAGUUAUGUAGGUAUGUGCAACAAUGUGUGGGAAUGCAGAGCAGCGAAAUCGGACAGCUUAUCCAGGGUUCAGCACCGGUAAGGUACACAGAUAGCGAGUCAGGUGUAACACCGGGUGAAGAGGGGGCUUUGAUUUCGUACAAUGCAGUCGCCCAUUAAACAUGUCUAAAUAAAUGAACUAAGUGUGUA
Vavraia culicis subsp. floridensis is the source of this 810-nucleotide messenger RNA. RefSeq lists its product as uncharacterized. The transcript has a single exon. Bases 1 to 780 code for a protein of 259 amino acids. The record is from RefSeq and is a predicted model, not a curated record. Lineage: Eukaryota; Fungi; Microsporidia; Pleistophoridae.